Messenger RNA from Lineus longissimus, 2084 nucleotides. RefSeq names its product 4-hydroxybenzoate polyprenyltransferase, mitochondrial-like. NCBI's taxonomy places the organism in Eukaryota, Metazoa, Nemertea, Pilidiophora, Heteronemertea, Lineidae. The transcript has 8 exons. Gene Ontology annotation, biological process: ubiquinone biosynthetic process. Bases 89 to 1480 code for a protein of 463 amino acids. The record is from RefSeq and is a predicted model, not a curated record. Gene Ontology annotation, cellular component: mitochondrial inner membrane.
GAAAAAAAGAAUUCUGCAAAUUUCUGCGAAUUGGUUCUGAAAAAAGCUGCCAAAGUGCUGUUUUAAAGGAAUGUAAAUAACUAUCAGGAUGGGAGCACUGUUCUGGAUUGCCAGUCACUUGCUGAGGUCCUCGACAAGGCUGCCAUCAUUUCACAACUACAUUGCCAUAGUUUGCCACCAACACCUUCAUCUUCACAGACCAGUUAAACCAGGUUUAUUGCUGCAGUCCCAACAAAAUAUGUGCCAUCGAGGGUUAAAAGACAAAAGUUCAAAUCUCCAAAUGGCACAUCUUCGCAAUGUCCAUUUCAAAAGAUCUCCAGAGCUAUUGGUCACGUUAGGGAACAUUGACUUGUUGACAAGUACUGGUGCUUUCCAUUCAGACAACAGCAUUCUUGUACGAACUUCAAAAUCCUGUAGGAGUGCAUCAGUUGAACAAAGAAUGCUUUUUCAUGGCUUGUGCAGUCCUAGACAUCAUGGAUUGAUUUGUAAUAAUCUGAGGACUCCGUUGUCGCUUCAAAGUCGUACGACAUCAUUAUUUUCUUUGACGAGGAUACUUGAUGCUGCACCUGUUUGUGUCCAGCCAUAUCUGCGCCUCGUACGCUUUGACAGGCCUAUAGGCACAUGGCUCCUCUACCUGCCAUGUAUGUGGAGCAUAGGCCUGGCGGCUGAUGCAGGACACUUGCCCGACUUGCGACUGCUAGCAUUAUUUGGUGUUGGUGCUUUCCUGAUGAGAGGGGCAGGCUGUACGAUUAAUGACAUGUGGGACAGUGACAUUGACAGCAAGGUUGCAAGAACCAGAGACCGUCCCCUUGCAUGUGGACAGAUCACCAGAUUUCAGGCACUUGUCUUUCUGGGUGGGCAGCUCUCCUUGGCGUUGAUGGUCCUGCUUCAGCUCAACAUGUACAGUAUUAUUCUUGGUGCAAGCUCGUUGGGUCUCGUGAUUGUCUACCCAUUGAUGAAGAGGCUGACCUAUUGGCCUCAGUUAGUUCUGGGUAUGACUUUCAACUGGGGGUGUUUGCUGGGCUGGUCUGCUGUCCACGGUUCAUGCAAUUUUGGAAUCGUCUUGCCCCUAUAUGUGUCAGGCAUUGCAUGGACGUUGUUGUAUGAUACUAUAUAUGCACACCAAGACAAGGAGGAUGAUUUCCUCAUCGGAGUGAAAUCCACAGCUCUGAAAUUUGGUGAAGACACAAAGAAAUGGCUGACAGGUUUUGCCGGAGUGAUGUUGAGUGGACUGACCCUGACUGGAGUAAUGUGCAAUCAGACACUGGCCUAUUAUGUCGGCUUAUGUGCCAUUACUGCCAGUUUGACCAAUCAGAUCUCCACUUUAGAUAUCAACAAUCCGGAGGACUGUGGAAAAAAGUUCCGCUCCAACCGGAACUUGGGCCUGGUACUGUUUACGGCGAUUGUCAUUGGGACACUCUUGAAGAAGAAGAAACAAGUGCUACCAAAUGAAGAAAAUGCUGCAAGGUCUGUGACGUGAAUGACAUGGCAUGUUUAUCUUGGACUUUUCUGGCUAAGGAUUCUUCGACCGAUGAUCAUGUAUAACAUUGAGUGUGUAAUCACGCACGUUGAUGAAGCUGGCUCUCUAAAUUAUAAAAUUCCCAUUGUUAAUGAUUGAACAGCUGCUCUGUUUCGUACUUGACAUGUUAGAGCUUGGCAUCUUUAACCUCCGUGGAUAAGAGGUGCAGCAGGUGAUAUGACACAAGUAGACAAUUUCUUGUCAGCCUUUGGUGUUCAUGAAAAUGUAAUAGUGAAAAAUGCAGAUGGUGUAUUCUCAUGACAUCAGACACUGAGUCACAUGCAAUGACCGUUGAAAAUGUGACAUUGAGGCACUUGAGCUGGGUUAGGGCAGCAUUAAACCAAAUAUAGCCAGAAUUUCCUAAAAAGGUUUGGUCUUGCAGCAGAAAGGGGGGGCAUUCAAAAAACAUCCCCCUGGAUCCGGGCCCGGGUGUGGUUUGAUAAUGUGUGUCUUCUAAACUACUUGUCAGUCUAGAUUUGACCAGUUCACACAGUGCUGUGUCAAAUGAAGGACCUUUUAUGCUCCAUUCAAGCAAUUGAAUUUUACUAAAUGUGCUAAUAAUGUA